AGUCGCCCGAGACCUCUCGGAGUGUCGAGUCGAUUAGUCGAGUCGUGCCGCGUCGCGUCGGUUGUGCCCCGCCCGCUGCGCACACCACGUCGCAUCGCACCGCACCACAGCAGCCAUGACGGUGACACCUGCCGCCCCUGACGGCGGGCCCUCGGCGUCGGCCAAGCUGCUGCUGAGCGAGCGCAACGGCAGGAAGGCGGCGACGCUGCCCCCCGGCGGCGCCUCGCCGCUGCCCGCCGCCACCGCAGACGCCAAGGCGGCCACGUUGCAGCCCGCCGCCGCCAAGAAGAGCAAGAAGGCAUCCCUCGCCAAGGCCGCCUCCUUCUCGGAGGCGGACGCCGACGCCGACAAGAAGGUCGUCAAGCGCGGCAAAACAUUUUGUCACAACUGUAAGAAGAAGUGUUCUGGAGAAGUCCUCAGAGUCCAGGAUAAAUAUUUUCACAUUUCCUGUUUUAAAUGCAUUGUUUGUGAGAACUCACUGGCCCAAGGUGGUUUUUUCUGCAAAGAUGGAGGUUACUACUGCACAAAUGAUUACCAGCGUCAGUUUGGUACUAAAUGUGCAACCUGUGGCAAAUAUGUUGAGGGUGAAGUGGUAUCUGCCCUUGGAAAUACCUAUCAUCAAAAAUGUUUCACAUGCGCUCGUUGCAGGCAACCAUUCCCUUCUGGAGAACGAGUAACAUACACAGGGAAAGAAGUUCUUUGUCAGAAGUGCGUGCAAAUUCCUGUCAGAGAGACACAGUCUCCUCAGGCCAGUCCUUCUAGUGGCACAGGACCAGAAUGUGCUGGAUGUCAGGAGGAGCUGAAGGAAGGUCAAGCACUAAUUGCUCUGGAACGUCAGUGGCAUAUAUGGUGCUUCAAAUGCCGCACUUGUGAUGCUGUUCUUCAUGGGGAAUACAUGGGGAAAGAUGGUGUUCCGUACUGUGAGAAAGAUUAUCAAAAGCAGUUUGGUGUUAAAUGUGCGUAUUGCAGCAGAUACAUAUCAGGGAAAGUGCUGCAGGCUGGUGAUAACCAUCACUUCCAUCCAACAUGUGCUCGCUGCACAAAAUGUGGUGAUCCAUUUGGAGAUGGAGAAGAAAUGUAUUUGCAAGGUACUGCAAUAUGGCAUCCUCGCUGCGGACCAGGGCCAACUGAAAAUGGGGGUGCAGUCUUAAAUGGUGCAUUAGAAAAUGGCCAUUGCACUGACGGAGAAUCGGGGAAAGAAGGAGCACGUGAAUUUGAUCACAUGAGCAGCUCAGCUGUCAGUGAGAUGCAGUUUUCGCUGCGUUCCCGCACGCCUAGCCUUAAUGGCUCAUUAUAUAGCCCUUAUAAUAGCUUAUCAAGGAAGUAUUCAGGGGGUUACCACAGGACAGGAAGCCCAGGUCUUAUUCUGAGAGAAUACAAAAGUAACCAGUAUGAUGACAUAAGCAGGAUUUAUACCUACAGCUACCUGACAGAAGAACCCUCUCUGGGAUACCUUAGACGACCCAUUGAUCCAUAUGACAAACCGCCAACUUCACCGCAUUUUCAUCGACCAUCUUCUGCUCACUCCAGAAGUAGUGGGAAGUUCACAUUAUCAAAAGCUAGCUCCAAAUCUGGUAUGAAGGUGCUUGUAGAUUCUAUUCGGUCAGAAACGCCUAGGCCAAAAUCUCCGCACAUGAACAAUGAGGAACCAAUUGAACUGGCACAUUAUCCAGCAGCAAAGCCACCACCACCAGGUGAAAAGCCCAAAAUAGAACGAGAUGACUUCCCAGCACCACCAUAUCCUUACACAGAUCCAGAACGAAGACGACGAUGGUCAGACACAUAUAAAGGUGUACCUGUAUCUGAUGAUGAAGAUGAAGUUGACGGAAAAGAAAAGGAUGAUGGUGAGAAGAAACCUGAAGACCCUAAAUUGAAGAAAGAAGAACAGGAGUUGAGUAAAAUAGCAACUGGCAUUGGAAAAGUGUUCCUGCAGAAUGUAAGAGAACGUGAAAAACUGAGGCAAUGGAAGAUGGCUCAUUUGGAUCCUCGCAAUGCGUCGAGAACGCCGUCUGCUGCUCGAGAACCAACGUAUCGAUUGAGAUAUGAAUCACCAGUUAAUGCAUCUCCAUCAAGAAAUGUGGACCAUCCUAGACCAUGGGAAGAAGAAGAAUAUAUGGAUCGCAGUUCCAGCUAUCGGUCAUCUGUGGGGAGAUCAGUAGGCACUAUUCCUAGUUACAAUGUUGUAAGUGCCCUGCGCCACGUGCCGAAGCCUGGCUACGGUCUUGCACCUCGGUCUCACACCUUCAGCAGCACAGGUGGCAGUGCGUCCAACAUUGGAGGUGAUUUUUCUUUUAGUGGGCUUGGUGAAAAAACACACAGCACAGAAUUUAGUAGUGGGAAAUCUGAUAUUUCAGCAGGCUCCAUUUCUGAGGUGGACAGGCGGGCAUUGAAUGCUGAUCUUCCUGUUUCUACAACCUUCGCUGGGGGUCUUCGAUAUGCAGCUUCGUACAGUCCACACCUCCGUCGCUCAUUACCAAAUAUGGCUCAUCCAAUGAGUACAGAGCCAGCAAAAAUUUACCCAUAUCACUUGCUUCAAAUUACAAAUUACCGGCUUCCAGCAGAUGUAGAUAGACUCAACCUAGAGCGCCAUCUUUCUGACGCCGAGUUUGAAGCUGUGUUCCAGAUGUCAAGAGUGGAAUUCUACCGCAUGCCCCAGUGGCGAAGAAAUGAUUUAAAACGACGAGCCCGUCUUUUCUGAAUUGUUGGCAAAUUAAAAUUUACUUUAUAUAUUUAUAUGGUAGCUAUUGUCAUUACCACAGUUGUGACAAUUAAUGUAAAGAAAGCAAGAUUUAACUCGGGCAGUUUAUUGAGGACUCUUAGUGCUCCUUAUUUGCUGUAUCUGUAUCUGUUUCUGUUUGAAUUUGCAGACAUAAUGUUUGCUUCAAAAGAUGUUUGCAUCUUAAUUUUUGGUAACAACCAUUUCAUAUAAGCAUUUGUAAAAGCUGGCAUUAAUAGAUCCUAUUUUUAUUUGUACUCAUAAUUUUCACUGUCAUCAUCAUUUUCAUCAAUUAGUAAGUAUUACUGAAGACAUCACAUUUAUCAUGUUCAUUCAGCUUGUUCUGCUACAACUAGUCAGGUAUGUUGCUUUGUAGAAUAUUGAAGGAUACAGGACAUCACUCAGUGGAACAUUUAAAUACACAUGCUUUAUCUAUAUUGUACAUUUAAGUGUAAAUAUUUUUAUUGCUGGAACAGAUCCAUAAUGGUGUCUUGUCAGUGGGAAAUUCUUUCAAAUAUAAAGCUUAGUAAGUGAAUUUUUGUGUGGCACAGGUGUGGUCUGUACGCAGCUUACAUUGUAUUUUAGUUCUCCAUUUUAUUAUUGUGUUAUGUACCAUGUAUGCUGUAAAACCAGUUUAACCACUUGAAAAUACAUGCAUUUGCCUUGAAAGUAUUGUGUAAAAUAUGAAAGCACUAUUAGCAGUUUGACAUAAAUAAAUGCUGAAAGUGGUGCAUAUCUUAUACUAAAUAGGUGCUGUCUAUUUUUAUUGUGCUACGUGAAAUGAAUCAUUCCAGGCAGUCUCCUUUCUCUCUCAUUCACUAUCUAAUGAUAUUGUCUGCUCUGGGUUAUGUAAAUGUUAUUUCUGUACCUAAUUAGAGUGAAAUAACGCACCCUUAGUGAACAUUUUAUGUUACAUUUGUUUCUGAUUUGAAUUUAUGUAAAUCUUCUCAGGCAUAUCUCUGUCUUUGUGGUGAGAUAUCUUUUAUUUCACAGGCAUAUCUCUGUCUUUGUGGUGAGAUAUCUUUUAUUUCAUGACACAUUUCAGCAUAAUUAAAAUCUGUUUAUAUCUUCUAUAUUCUGUUACUUUUUACACUGUGGCAGAUGUAGCUCCCAUAAAUUGUAAAUGGCUGGACAAAUGACUAGAUUUCAGGAAUAAAAGACUGCAUUUUUGUAGACAACUUGCGUCUUUGUACUAAUUUUAAAGUACCAUUUGAAGGACAUUGUCAUAGCAGUGAACUUCUGGUGUGUGUGAUUGUUAGAAGAUGUGUCUCAUUUUGCCUUUACUUUUUAAUGAUUAAAGUCUUACUAACCUUAUCUUGGAUUGAGAAACAAACAAUAGUAUUAAUUGCUGUUAAUUGGAAGAAAAUACAUUGUACUGCCAUUAAAAUUGCUUAUGUAGAGUGCCUGAAUUUCAGUGCCACCCUUUUUUCCUAUUUUUACAGUUGUGUAAUGCAUUAUCAAAGGUGGGAAUUGUCAGUUGUUUGCUUUGUGGUGCUAGGUGGCAUUUUAAAACUGAAAUAAAGUAUCACUGCUGUAUGUGUAAAUAAAAUAAUAAUGGUUAAUAAUACACAAGAAAGAAAUAGAACUUAGCCAGUCUUCUGCACAAUUCUGUAUGGUCUGUGUAUAUGAAAAUAGCGAUUAAAGUUUUAAUUCCUAACUAAA
Messenger RNA from Schistocerca piceifrons (Central American locust), 4378 nucleotides. RefSeq names its product actin-binding LIM protein 1 (gene Unc-115a). The transcript is spliced from 20 exons. Gene Ontology annotation, molecular function: actin filament binding. Gene Ontology annotation, biological process: lamellipodium assembly; cytoskeleton organization. Bases 116 to 2698 code for a protein of 860 amino acids. Lineage: Eukaryota; Metazoa; Arthropoda; Insecta; Orthoptera; Acrididae. The record is from RefSeq and is a predicted model, not a curated record. Gene Ontology annotation, cellular component: actin cytoskeleton.